AUGAAUAUAUCGUUUUCUGGAUGUGGAUUUUUAGGCAUAUAUCAUAUAGGGGUAGCAUCAUGUUUAAAAACUUAUGCACCGUACCUUCUGGAAAACAAAAUUUGUGGCUCCUCCGCAGGUGCCAUUUCUGCAUGCUGUCUACUUUGUGAUAUACCUCUGGGAUUGAUGACAAGUCAAAUGUUAGAUAUUGUAAGAGAAUCGAGAUCAAAAGCAUUAGGUCCAUUUAGUCCGUCUAUGAAUAUCACAGAACAUUUAUACAAUCGUCUAAAUAAGGAUUUACCUGAUGAUGCGCAUAAGCGAGUAAGCGGUAAAUUAUUUGUGUCACUAACAAGAGUUCCAGAUGGCAAAAAUGUCAUGAUAUCUCAAUUUUCUAGCAAGGAAGAAGUGAUACAGGUAUUAUUAGCUAGUGCUUUUAUUCCAGUAUUUUCUGGAUUCGUGCCACCUUUGAUUGGUAAAUACAGGUAUAUUGAUGGUGGAUUUACUGACAAUUUACCUAUAGUUGAUAAGAAUACUAUAACUAUUUCACCAUUUAGUGGUCUUAGUGAUAUUUGUCCUCAUGACAACUCUAUUAAAAAGUAUUUAUUAAAGAUAUCAAAUAAUAGUUUUGAAAUGACUAAAACAAAUUGUUUCCGAGUAGCUAGAAUAAUGUUUCCACCAGAACCAGAGAUGCUUGCUAAAUUGUGUUAUCAGGGUUUUGAUGAUGCACUUAUGUUUUUACAAAAAAAUAAACUAAUUAACUGUAAAAUGUGUUUAAUUCAGCGAUAUUCUUUUAUGUUAUCCAAGAAUAAUAUUUAUGAUAUGACUGGCUACAACCCUUCAUGUAUUGAUUGCAAAUGGAAUAAUGCUUUUGCCAAAGUACAAGGAAUGCCAUAUUUCAUCACAUAUACUUUAGAUAGAUACAUUGACUCUCAUAAUAGCAUUUUCAACAGACUCUUAAAAUCUAAAGGAAUACUAUUAGUAAAAUUAUUUACCCUACCUUACAUUGCUAUAGUAGAUUUAGCUUGGGAGUUUGUACUCAAAGUUAUUUGUUCUUCUGGCCUUAUUAAAAAAUCUGUGUGGAAAUUAUCUAAGUAUGCUAUAAAUAGUUUAUUACAUUUCAUUGAUAUUUUUAGUGAAAAAGGUUUAGAAUUAAUUGACAAAAUAUUAUCCCAUAGUUGUAUGUCAAUUGAAAUUCAUGGAAAAGGUAAUAAAUUAAUCUUUUGA
Diuraphis noxia (Russian wheat aphid) is the source of this 1203-nucleotide messenger RNA. Its product is annotated as patatin-like phospholipase domain-containing protein 4. NCBI's taxonomy places the organism in Eukaryota, Metazoa, Arthropoda, Insecta, Hemiptera, Aphididae. Gene Ontology annotation, biological process: lipid homeostasis; triglyceride catabolic process. Gene Ontology annotation, molecular function: triacylglycerol lipase activity. Gene Ontology annotation, cellular component: membrane; lipid droplet; cytoplasm. The record is from RefSeq and is a predicted model, not a curated record.